Messenger RNA from Canariomyces notabilis, 4453 nucleotides. Its product is annotated as TIP120-domain-containing protein. The transcript has 5 exons. NCBI's taxonomy places the organism in Eukaryota, Fungi, Ascomycota, Sordariomycetes, Sordariales, Chaetomiaceae. Bases 239 to 4279 code for a protein of 1346 amino acids. Gene Ontology annotation, cellular component: nucleus. Gene Ontology annotation, biological process: protein ubiquitination; SCF complex assembly. The record is from RefSeq and is a predicted model, not a curated record.
CCUCUCCUCCACAACCUUGAACUGGACUUGAAGCUGCCUGAGCUGGAGAGCAAGUGAAUCCGUUAGAGACACAACCGAGGAAAUUCUGUUCACCGAGGACAGAGCCGAGCCUGAGCAGCUAGCAAUCGGCUUCUCGACAUCUCAAUGAUAAGGUAGCUCUGGUUUAUCUUCAACCGAUACAUCUCAACACCGCAACAAGACACAGACACCCUCACAGUAACCACAGCGGCAACUUACCAUGGCGACGACUAUUCCGACGAAUCCGACUCCGCAGACGGUCAGUCAACUCCUGACGAAGAUCUCCGAUCCAGACCCCGAUUUCCGGUUUAUGGCACUCAGCGAUCUCCUUGCUGUGUUCACCAUCGCAAAGAACGACUUCCUGAACCAUGACUACAACACAGCAUCGCGGACUGUCGAUCACAUUGUGCGGGCUUUGGACGAUCAGAAUGGAGAGGUCCAGAACCAGGCGAUCAAAUGCCUUGGACCUUUGGUCAAAAAGAUCAGUUCCCAAUUAAUCGUAACGUUGAUAGAGAAGCUCUGCAGCUUGAAACUCAAAAACUCCGUCGACAACUCAGUCCCCUCCUUGGCCAUCCGAGCUGUGGUGGAGGCGCUUCCCCGACCUAUCCCCGGUAUCACGCCCACAAAAGAUGUCAGCGAGGCAUACAAUAACGUUAGCAGAGUGCUCAUUCCCCGGUUUAUUGGGCGAACGAACUCUGCUGGCAAAUUUAUCCCGGGCAUGCUAGACACGGAGGACCCGAACUCGGAUUCUGUUGAUGUCCUUAUCGAAGUCGUCAGAUGCUUCGGCCCCAUGCUUCAGCCAUUCGAGAUCGAGGCACUUCAGAGCGCGGUUGUUACUCUCUUGGAGAAGGACAAGGGGAAUUCCGUAGUCAAGAAGAGAGCCGUCGUUGCAAUCUCCAUGCUGGCCCACUACCUCUCCGACGAUCUGCUUACCGCCUUCAUCGACCGUACCGUCACGGUGUUGAAUGAUCCACAGUUGAAGCCGCCAACUCGUCGACUAUACAUAACAAUCCUGGGCUCAAUGGCACGCUCAAUCCCUUACAGAUUUGGUCGCCAUCUUUCCGUGUUGGCACCUGUCAUUCUCCGGGCCCUAGGCGAUGAAGAACUUCAAGCCUCCAUUGAAGAGGUCAACGAGGGGGCUGAGGCUUCCCUCGAAUUCAGCGAAGUUAGAGAGGCGGCGCUAGUCGCGUUAGAGGCUUUCCUGGCGGCAUGCCCAACACAGAUGCGCCCCUUUACUGAUGACUCUAUCGGGGCGUGUCUUCGAUACCUGAAGUUCGACCCAAACUAUGCCGUUGACGACGAUGAGGACAUGGAAACCGAAGAAGAGGACGAAGAUGAGAUGGAGGAAGACGAUGAAUUUGAAGGCGGUGGAGGCUUCGAUGAUGAUGAUGAUGCCAGCUGGAAGGUCCGGCGCUGCGCAGCAAAAGCGUUGUACACCAUCAUCUCGACGAGGAGCAGCGGCGAUCUUCUUGAUAGCGGCGUUCUGUACGGGACGGUGGCCCCAGCUCUUGUCAAGCGGUUUGAUGAGCGCGAGGAAAAUGUGCGCCUUGAGGUCUUGGCAGCGAUGGCUCUUCUCGUGCGGAAGACUGGGGAAGGCGUGAUUCCGGAAUUGUCCAUUGACAGUACCCAGGGCGAUUAUCUAAACCAACUGCCUCCGAGUAGGAAGAGAAGACGCCAGAGCAGUGCUGGCGGCUCUUCCUCGUACGCCCUUACCAUCAGCUCGUCAGAUUUGUCAGGCACCGGCCUCACUUCGCCGACCUUGGAGAAGGUACCCCCGACCGGGCCGCGUGCCGACCUUGCCAACCUCACCCCGACAAUCAUCAAAUCCGUAGCCAAGCUGCUCAAGGGAAAACUCAUUCCAACCAAGCAGGCCUCCAUUACUUUGCUGGACGACAUGGUGUCUGUACAAAGGGGCGGGUUAGCGCCGUACUUUGAACAGAUUGUUGGUCCAAUAAUAGAGGCUAUCAAGUCAUCGAGUAAUGCUUCUACGGCAGCAUCGCUUUCGUCUGCUGGGGGCAGCGCGUCCGCCACAGGCACCACGCUGAGGAUGGCUGCACUUCGCCUGACCAGCAAUAUUGCGAAAAACCACCCCUCGGCCGUCCUCCAACCCCACUUGCCAAAGCUCGUUGCGAGCGUGGUUGCCGUUGCCCAUGAUCGAUUCUACAAGAUCUCGAGUGAGGCUAUUCAGACGGCUGAGGAGAUUGUCAAAGCCAUCACUCCCCCGAGGUCCCGUAUGACAGCUCAGAAAUUUCAGGGAGAGCUACACAAGCUCUAUGAUGUACUUAUCGACCGAGCAAGCGCCAACGACGCCGAUGCUGAAGUCCGGCAGAAGUCUAUCCACGCUCUCGGUACCCUUCUGGCCCGAACAACUGGAUCGGAGGGAUCGAAUCUUCUGCCUGACGCCAAGCGUCAGGCUGCACUCAGUUGCCUUCUCGAUAGGCUCAAGAACGAGACAACAAGGCUGGCAGCAGUUAGGGCUGUGGAUACUGCAGCUGCCAUGUCACUCGGUGCCGUUCAAUUUGAGCCCCAAUGGACUCGCCAAGUUGUCGUUGAGCUGGCCGCCCAGUUGCGGAAGUCGAAUCGUGCACUGAGAGGGUCAAGCAUCGUGGCGCUGAAGCACCUCAUUCUGACCCCUGCCACCAAGGGCGCGCUGGAUAAGACAACCAUUCAAAGCAUCGUUGCCGCGUUGAUUCCCGCCAUCGCUAAUAACGAUGCCCAGCUCCUUGGCCCGGGGCUUCUUGUACUUGCGUCUCUCACCCGAGAGGCGCCGGACAUCGUGGUCACGACGGAAGUGAUUGGGGCCCUCUGCACCCUGCUUCAAACCACCGUUGCAGGAACCGUCCUCGAUUCUCUCCUCGUUCUUGUGACGCACGCGGGCCAAAUGGGCCAAGGGAAACCGCUCAUGGCCGCAUUGCUGAAAGACGUCGGUGUUGGUGGCGACCCUUCCGUUGUUGGCAAAGUCAUAGGUACACUUCUUGUCGCGAGUGGAAAUUCGGCCGGCGUGACAUUGGACAGCUUCAUUCAGGAAGUCAAGACAAAUGCGGCAGACCAGGCCAGGGCGAGUCUUGCUCUUGCCGUGAUCGGCGAAGCCGGAUUGCGGCUUGGCAGCAAGUCUCCAGUCCCGCCAACUCUCUUCCUGGAGCAAUUCACGAAUGAGUAUGGAAAGGUGUCAGUUGCAGCGGCGACUGCUCUCGGACGAGCUGGAGCCGGGAAUGUCUCGCUAUAUCUGCCAGUAAUCCUGCAGUCGAUGAAGCGGAAAGGCAGCACGCAGUAUCUGUUGCUGCAGUCAAUUAAGGAGGUCCUCCAACAGGUUGCACUCUCGUCCACCGACAUUGGGAAGUAUUCCGCUGCCAUUUGGGAUGAGAUUCUUGCCGCCACCGACGCUGAGGACAACAAAGCCGUCUGCGCAGAAUGCAUAGGGCGCAUGGUAAUAAUUGACCCGAAGACUUACAUGCCAAAACUGGAGAUUUUGUUGAGAAACGAAUCCGCCGUCCUGAGGGCCAUCGCCGUCCAGGCUCUUCGAUACACUCUCCCCGAUGAGAACGAGGCAUUCGAUGCGGUACUCAGGAAUUCCCUAGUUGGCAUGCUCAAAACCGCUUUAAGCGAUUCUGAGAUGGAGAUCCGGCGCCAUGCCAUGUCCACGCUGACUUCGGCGGCGAACAACAAGCCUGAGCUGAUUCUCGAGCAUCUCAAUCAACUGGUGCCGCGAGUCAUGGAGGAGACGGUCAUCAAGCGGGAGCUCGUCCGUGAGGUGCAAAUGGGUCCAUUCAAGCAUAUCAUUGAUGAUGGCCUGGAAGUGAGAAAGGCGGCAUACGAGACGCUAUACGCUCUCAUGGAGACUGCCUUCUCACGUGUCAGUAUCAUUGAUCUCUACGACAGGAUCGUCGCCGGCCUCUCAGACGACAAUGACAUCCGGGCACUCUGUAAUUUCAUGGUGUCAAAACUGAUCUACCUGGAUCCUGACGAGACCGGGCGGCGGCUUGAUUCCAUUGCAGAGGCAUUCAGGAAGACGCUGUCUCAUAAGCUCAAGGACAAUGCCGUCAAGCAGGAAAUUGAGAAACAGGAAGAAGCCAACAAAGCGGUUUUGCGGGUCACUCUUCUGCUGAGCGACAAGCUGAAGGUUGGAGCCAACAUGGGUGGCGGCGCGGGUGCUUCCGGUCAAGUGUGGACUAGCUACUGGGAGUGGGUUAACAGAGAUUUCGCGGGCCAGCUGAAGAGUAUCCAGGACGAGAGUAAGGACCUGGGGUCUAGCACUCUUUAGCAAGAUGACAAGUUCUCCAGCAGACUCGCUUGCCUAAAGAGAACGAGGAGAGAGGAGCAAAAGGGCGAGUUCACUAGUGGUCCACAUAGGGAGUCCACGUGACAUUGUAGACACAGAAACGUCUGUUGUUGCACUUUACCUUACUGGCAAAAGAGAUGCUUUCGUGAUUCGUGU